Messenger RNA from Spodoptera littoralis (African cotton leafworm), 1002 nucleotides. The record is from the annotation of a GenBank genome assembly. Lineage: Eukaryota; Metazoa; Arthropoda; Insecta; Lepidoptera; Noctuidae.
AUGAGUGUGUUUUGUCAAAUACAACUUAAUAAGCCACCAGAAGACACAUUCUGUGGUGGAGAAGUGAUAUCUGGAAUAAUUAAAUACUCACUCGAUGAACCAAUGGAAAUAGAAAGGAUAAUUGUCUCCCUAAAAGGUAUGGGCGAUUUAACUCUAAUUAAAAAAUACAAUAAAAAAGUUAAUUCAUAUACAGCUGAAGAAGUGUAUAUUGAUGCUAAUGAAAUUGUUCAAGAAAAUAAUUCAACAAAGCCUGCUGGUAAUUAUGACAUCCCAUUCAGGUUUAAAUUACCAGAGAAAAUUCCACCGUCAUUAAAGUAUGAGAAGAUACAUGGACCAUACUGUGUAAUUUGCAACAUAAAAUAUUACAUUAGAAUAAAAUUUGAUAAACCAGGAUGCUUAGACCAGUCCAAACAUUUUCGUAAGAAAAUCACAGUAAUUUCACCUAUAACUCCCAAAUUGUCCACUGAACCGGUGAUGUAUGGAGAAAAGAGAAAGUUGCCGCCAUUGUUUCCAAAUAAAAUUAGUACAGUUGCAAUAAAAGCAAAUAUCCUUAACUCAGUAGUCCUUAAAGGCGGCAAAAUAGAUAUUGAGUCAGAAAUUGAAAAUGAUUCUUAUGUUAAAGUAAAAGGAGUUGAAGUUAAAUUGAUGGAGGUCUACACACUUAAGCCUGUAGGACAUGGAGAUAUAAAGUUUUACGAUAAUGUGAUGAAUUGUGAGAGCAGAACUUCGUCUAUUAAAAGUGGAGCGACUAAAAUCAUACCUUUAGAUCUGAUUGUUCCAACAGAUACAUUAUCUUUGCAGAACUCUAAGAUAGUAUCGAGAGAUUACGUGGUUACCAUAACAGCUCAGCUUCCGAUUCCUCUUAAAAAUGUCGUCUUAGAAAUACCAGUGCAGAUAGGAGAUCAUAUGCCAGUGGAACGUCCGGAGGUGACUGAAAAUCCACCAGCGUAUUUUGAGGCGAUGGGUGAAAAAGAAAGCAAAGUUGAAGGUGGUAAUGACUAA